This is a messenger RNA of Sipha flava (yellow sugarcane aphid), 1676 nucleotides long. Its product is annotated as sorting nexin-4-like. The record is from RefSeq and is a predicted model, not a curated record. Gene Ontology annotation, biological process: protein transport. The coding region runs from base 157 to 1338 and encodes 393 amino acids. Gene Ontology annotation, molecular function: phosphatidylinositol binding. NCBI's taxonomy places the organism in Eukaryota, Metazoa, Arthropoda, Insecta, Hemiptera, Aphididae. The transcript is spliced from 10 exons.
AAUUUUCUUAUCAAAUAAACAGAUAAAUUAGAAAUUUUCUAUUUUACUUAUUCAUAUAAUUAUUUUUGUAUAUUCUGAUCUUCUAAAAACGGUACAAUAAUCUAAUUUAAUUGAAUUAUUUUGUUUAGUAAAAAAAUUUACUCGAGGUCAACACUUAUGGAUAACUCUAUGGAAUCAGAGACGGAUACUUUAAUUAGUCAUGCAAGUAUCAGUAUUACCGAAGCUGACAAGCGUAUGAAUUCAACUUUAAGUCUAAAAGAAUACUAUACUGUAUACAUAAUUGAAACAAAAAUUGACAGUGAAACUUGGGCUGAAUCUAAAGGAAUGCAAAAGUUAUCCUUAGCAACCAGACGAUACACAGACUUUAUAACACUACACAAUCACUUGGGAGACAAAUAUCCUUGGGUAGUGAUACCACCACUUCCAGAAAAGAAACAAACAUUCAUGUGGAACAGUGAAGCUGUGUCAGAUACUAUGGAUCCAGAUUUUGUUGAUAGAAGGCGUGCAGGAUUAGAGAGUUUUUUGAAAAGAUUAGCUGGUCAUUCUGAGUUGGGCUAUGAUGAAUGUUUCCUUAAAUUUCUUGGUGAAUAUGAUAAUUGGAUGGAUUAUGCUAAGCCACUUAACAGUAUAUUAAAAGAUACAGAGCUUACUAUCAAAACAAUGAAUGCAUCUAUGAGAGGCAAAAAUUCAGAUAAACGGUUUGAAGCCAUUCAAACAUAUAGCAAUAAAUUACAGGGUUCUAUAAAUAAGAUAUUAACAUAUCGAGCAAAACAAGCUGAGCGACUCUAUAAUGUAGAUAUGUUGCACUUACAUUACGGAAGAAUUUUCAGUGAACUCAGUGCUAUUGACAAUGAUAUUGGUGAUGCAGUUCAGAGAACAGGUCAUUAUAUGGACACUAUUGCUUCAACUAUUAGUCCAGCACUGGAAGAUGAAGAAAUUAUUAUAGAUCAAUUAAAAGAGUACUUGGCUUUUACAAACUCCCUGCAUACAUUCGUAAAAAAUCAUGAUUUACUACAUUACAACUUAAAUCAGUUGAACAGUAUGUCAAGCAAUAAAGAAACUAGUGGCAUAAUGUCCAGACUAUUUGGUUAUACAGUAGCUGCAGCUGAUCGUGAUACAGCUGCUAAAGAAGCAUUUGAAAAUAAAAAAACAGAAGCCAAAGCAAAUUAUGAGGAGUUUGUUGGUAAAUCAUUAAAAAAUUACAAGGAAUUUGAGAGGCAAAAAGACUUAGAUCUUAUGAAAAUUCUUAAAGAUUAUGUUGCAUUCCAAACCAAGUAUGCCCAAAAGGGGUUGCAAACUUGGAAAAAUAUUUUACACAGCAUACAAAGUAUUGAAUAAACCAUUGCAGUCAUUACAUAUCUUCAUUAUUUAAGUCAAUUAUUAAUCCAAUUUAUUUGCCAUUAUGUACCUAACAGUAAUUUUAAUAUUCAUGUAUUCAUUUACACUGGGUCAUUCCAAAAUUGUUGAGAAUAACCUGCUUAAAAAGUUUAAUUCUUUAAUGAAUCACUAAAAUGCAUUUUAAGUAGGCAAUGUUCUAAUUCAUUAUAUUGUUAUUUAUUUUGUAUUAUAUCUUUUAACGUUUGUAAAUUUAUCAGAGCACUAUUAUAUAUUGUUAAAAUACAUAUGUUAUGCCAUUUUUUAGUUUUAAAACACUUGUUAUUUAAAAUCACAUAAAU